Molecule: messenger RNA, 486 nt
Organism: Ceutorhynchus assimilis (cabbage seed weevil)
Lineage: Eukaryota; Metazoa; Arthropoda; Insecta; Coleoptera; Curculionidae
Source: the annotation of a GenBank genome assembly
AUGGACAUACAAUCUUACCAAUGCUAUAACUUUGCUCCACAGUUUGCCCCUCCAAAUGAAGAGUACAAAAAUCGUGAUACGAAAAAUAAAGCUUGGGAAGAAGUGGCUCAAAUAUUGCUACAUGAUUUCGAGGAUCUAGAUGAGGCAAAACAACAAGAAGCAAUUAAACUGAUUCAGCAACGAUGGAAGUCAGCUCGAGAUGCCUACCGCAGAGAUAAAUCAAAAGUAAGUGCUUCAAAAUCGGGCCAAGCUGCAAAGACAUUUAAAAAGUAUAUUUACUUUGAAAAUCUAAACUUUUUAAACAAAACUUUAGACCUUAAUGAAACUGACACAAAUUUUCGUAUGGGUAAUAUGGCAGAGAGUCAAAAUGUAGAAGACAUGUCUGAAAAUGAAGAUGCCAUAAUCGAGUCGGUUUACGAAGAAGAUUCUGUACAUACUCAAACAAAGAAGCGCAGAAAAAAAAACAAGAUAUUGAUGAAAAACUGA